Molecule: messenger RNA, 769 nt
Organism: Ceratitis capitata (Mediterranean fruit fly)
Lineage: Eukaryota; Metazoa; Arthropoda; Insecta; Diptera; Tephritidae
Product: methylated-DNA--protein-cysteine methyltransferase
Exons: 2
Coding region: 109-678 (189 amino acids)
Biological process (GO): DNA repair
Molecular function (GO): methylated-DNA-[protein]-cysteine S-methyltransferase activity
Source: RefSeq, a predicted model, not a curated record
CAACAGCUGACAUCAGCUACAACAGAGAGAGCGGAUGUUUUCAGCGUUUAUUUUAUACUGAAUAAAUUCACACAAUUUUUAUGAGUAUUUCUAAAAUAUUUUCAACAAAUGCUAAAUUCCAAGCAAGUUAUUUUUAAAACUUUCGGCAAAAAUAAACCCAUUAGGAUAUCUUAUGGCUUGGUAGGUAGCCGGUUUGGAGACAUCGUGCUGGGAUUUUUAACGGAUUCGAAAAAUGCAAUUUGCUAUUUGCACUUUGCGGAAAGUCAUGAUAAAGAGAAUAAAAAUUAUGAGGUAUUAUUGCAGCGACGGUGGCCAGAAGCCUUGCUUAAUGAAGAUGUGGCUCUAGCAAAAAUUCUAGCCGAUAAAAUCUUUAGUGAUGAAGCACAGGUUCUAAACGUAAUAGUAGGUGGAACUCCUUUUCAAGAGAAUGUAUGGAAGGAACUAAUAAACAUACCUUCUGGUCAGACAUGCACAUACAGUGAUAUCGCAAAGCGAAUAGGGAAACCAAAUGCUGUGCGUGCAGUGGGAACUGCCGUAGGCAGUAACGAAGUAUCCAUAGUCAUACCUUGCCAUCGCGUGGUUUCAAGGAAUGGAGAUGUUAAAUAUGGAGGAGGGAAAAUACGUAAAAUUAAUAUGCUCACAUAUGAAAGAGAAAAUUCAAAUAAGAUUUAUAAAUAAAAAUGUCCUCCUUCUUGUAAUGUACCUACAAACAUAAUAAAAUAUACAUUUUUAAAUAUCUGCAGUUACACAUCCGUGUGUAUACUUUAUA